Eimeria acervulina is the source of this 1227-nucleotide messenger RNA. RefSeq lists its product as hypothetical. The coding region runs from base 1 to 1227 and encodes 408 amino acids. Lineage: Eukaryota; Apicomplexa; Conoidasida; Eucoccidiorida; Eimeriidae. The record is from RefSeq and is a predicted model, not a curated record. The transcript is spliced from 6 exons.
AUGGGGCUUUCACGCCGAGCCGCUGUAGUAGGAGCUAUUCAUGAGCAGAAGCUCCUGCGACAACGCGAAGCCUACCUGGCUGCAGCAAAGGCUGUACUAGCCGAGCGUCUACAGCUACAGCACACUGCACAGGUGUCUAAGAGGAGAGAGGAUGCAGCAGCGGGGGCCACAUUGCGCAGAAGAGUUCUUGAGCUGAGACAGCGGUUUUCCCCGCGGCUGGAAGAAAGACGAUGCAAGCUGAAAGCUUUGCUUGAUAACGAACAUGCCGAAGCUGAAACUGCACUGCAACAGCUGCAAGAUAAUGCACCAACCAGGGAGAAGGCCAUCCUGCAGCGUGCAACGGCGCUUAAACAGAAACACGAUCAACAACGGGACAAGGAGGACGAGCGUUUGCUAGCUCUCAGAUUGAAACAAGAACGCGGGGAUCUGCGUUUGCAAGAACAUAAGCAGCUUGUAGAAGAGAUGCUGGCAGCAAAUGCCAUGCAAAUAGCUUCAAAACAGAAGCAACAGGAGGAAAGGGCCGAGGAAGAAAAGGUGUUUCAUGCGCUUUGGACAGAAAGCCUUAAUGAAAAAAGGCUGCGCGAAAGAAGGGAUAUCAAUGCGAGUAUAAAGAAGACCGAGCAAACGAAAGCCGCUCUGCUCGAACAGAUUUGUAAGAGGGAGGAGAAGCGGCAGGAGGAGCUGGCAAGGCUACGAAUUGAGAACGAAGAGGAAAUUCGUCGUCUUCAGGAAGAGGCUCAAGCUGCGGCGGAGCAGCGCCAGCAGCAACAAGCAGAUGCAAUACAGCGAAGAAGGGAAAUGGAUCUUGUUCUUGCUGAGCAGCUGGAAGAAAGAAGUAGGCGUCAGCUGGAAGAUGCAGAACUUGAGAGGUCGGGCACUACUGGGGCUUCUCACCGGCUCAGAUCCUUGACACCGUCCUUUCGUAGUUCUGCAGUCAAUCUAUUGGUCCUGAUGCAACAAGAAAAACAGCGGCAAGUUCAGGAACUCCAGGAAUUCGAUGCCUUUUGUAUCAAGGAGCAGCUUGCACAGGAAGAGCGCAAGGAGUUUGAGCGCGCUGAAGCAGAUGCUGCACGGCGGCAGAAGGAGCUUGCCGUAGCCGCUGAAUGCAGAGAACAAAUAAAGAGACGAGAAGCCAGUAAAGCGGCACUGGAAUGCGAGAAGGCGCUCGAAAGGGCUCAGGGGAUAGAAGCCUUAGAACAGUACCAUGCGUCGCUUCGACAAGAGUGA